Solea senegalensis (Senegalese sole) is the source of this 2021-nucleotide messenger RNA. RefSeq names its product 4-galactosyl-N-acetylglucosaminide 3-alpha-L-fucosyltransferase 9-like. The coding region runs from base 554 to 1645 and encodes 363 amino acids. Gene Ontology annotation, cellular component: membrane. Lineage: Eukaryota; Metazoa; Chordata; Actinopteri; Pleuronectiformes; Soleidae. The transcript is spliced from 2 exons. The record is from RefSeq and is a predicted model, not a curated record. Gene Ontology annotation, molecular function: alpha-(1->3)-fucosyltransferase activity.
CGGCGCGAUCCUGUGUAUAAUUUAACCAGAACAAACAGUGGUCUAUGUCACAGAGUCCGUGUAACUGUGGUGCUUAACACCGUGCGUAAAGGCGCGCUGCGCGGCGGCAGCCCUCGUCUGUGGAUGGAGUUUAGACAUAUUUGCAGCUAAGUCCUGUACGGUGUUACCGGGAGAGUCGCUGAAGACGUCUCAGCGUCAUUUUUAGCUGCGUCCCUGUCAAAGUACAAAGGAAGGGAAUCCACAUUCACGGUUGGUUCAUUUUUUGCUGCUUUAAUAACCACUGUCUCUCUAAGAGCUGCUGUUUUCAUGCCAUCUUGGUCGAAUCUCUUCUUUCUCUCCCCUUUAUUCUUUCUAAUACAUUUUUUGAGUCACCAGCAGGGGGUGAUGCAGCACCCAUACUUCCCGCGGUACUGGAUACCAACAGUGUAAUAUUCAAAGUAUAACCUGUUUCUCGCCUACAACAUUGCCAUUGUCCCGAUUGACAAGGACAAUCAUUGAGGACUACAGCCUAAAAUAAAUACUGAACAAAAGGAAAACCAUCACACUUGACAAGAUGGUUGUCUCUUGCAGUAAAACGCUCCUGGCGAUGGUUUUGCUGUUCGGCAUGUUAUGCCUUUUAUUAUUGCUGUGCUUGAUGCCACCAUCUCUUCAUAUGUGUCCAGGUGCGCCAACGAUGCCGACAGUAGCAGAAGAAGAACGUUCUGAAGACACCGUUGCCACCGAAAAGCCCAUAGUCUUGCUGUGGUUCUGGCCUAAUAAUUACAAGUUUGAUUUAACAAAGUGCCCACACUACUUUAAUAUUGAUAGUUGCAUACUGACUGCCAAUAGAUCCCUGUACAGCCAAGCAGAGGGAGUCAUUUUCUUCCAUAAAGCUAUAGACGUCAGUUUGAAAAACAUGCCUCAGGAGCCGCGUCCAAGUUUUCAGAGGUGGAUCUGGCUCAAUGUGGAAUCUCCAUGGAACACAUGGAGGAAACCAGGUUUGCAAAACAUAUUCAACUUAACACUGAACUAUCGACGCGAUUCUGACAUUGUGUUGAGGAAUGAAGUGUCAAUCAGGAAUGAAGAGGUAAAUGACUUUGUUCUGCCCAAGAAGGAGAGAGUGGUGUGUUGGAUUGUCAGUAACAACAGCCCAACAACUGGAACUGGAACAAGAGAGAGAUUUUACCGUGAACUGUCCAAACACAUAAAGAUUGACCUCUUUGGUGCUGCAUUUACAGGGCGUCAUUUGAGCUAUGAAGAAUAUUACCCAACAGUUGCAAGUUGUAAGUUUUAUCUUUCCUUUGAAAACUCACUCUACAAAGACUACUUUGUAGAAAAGGUAAAUGGGCCCCUCGUAUCAGGGACGGUCCCUGUUGUUCUGGGUCCACCGAGAGAAAACUACGAGCAGUUCCUUCCCAAUGGCUCCUUCAUUCACGUCAACGAUUUCCCUGAUGCAAAAUCACUGGCAGAGUUUCUGAAGUAUCUGGACAAGGAUAACGACGCGUACAUGGCUCACUUUGAGUGGAGGAAAUACUACAAAGUUUCUCCUCAUUAUCUGACAAUGUACGAUAGAUUCUAUCAUCACGUCUGCGUCACCUGUGACUACAUUUCAAAAUACAAGGAGUACCAUGUUGUUAAUGACCUUUAUGGGUGGUACUUUUCGUGAACAUUACAGGGUGACAGGGUCAUCAUCUGGUUUUGGUAGUGGCUAUUUGACAAUAAAUAAUUUAAUUUAAUAUGCGGAGUCAUUGAGUUUUUUCCACUGUUAGGUCACUUUAUCAUUUUAACACAUGUUUUAGAACUUCAUGAAAUAAUUUUGGUUAAGAGGUACAUUCUAGGGUUUCUUCAGGUGUUUUACCCUACGUUUGUUUCAGAACUUGAAAUUAAACUGAAUCAGGUGUUUGUAUAAUCCCCCUGGGAAUUCUUAAUCUACGUUAAGAGGUUGUGUUAGAAAACUACUACCAUUUUAAGUGGAUUGGUUCUGUUCUCAACUGUUGUUUGAUUUUAUUGUUAUAUGAAUCGAAUAAAAUAAGUAAUCACAA